This is a messenger RNA of Phyllostomus hastatus (greater spear-nosed bat), 1083 nucleotides long. It is a transcript of the gene NOXO1, whose product is annotated as NADPH oxidase organizer 1. Gene Ontology annotation, molecular function: protein binding; phosphatidylinositol binding; superoxide-generating NADPH oxidase activator activity. Gene Ontology annotation, biological process: superoxide anion generation. Bases 1 to 1083 code for a protein of 360 amino acids. The record is from RefSeq and is a predicted model, not a curated record. The transcript has 8 exons. Lineage: Eukaryota; Metazoa; Chordata; Mammalia; Chiroptera; Phyllostomidae.
AUGGCAGGCCCUCGGCACCCGGUGUCAGUACAUGCAACAGCGCUGGUGCAGACAGAGAGGCUCCAAACAUUUGCCUUCUCUGUGCGCUGGUCAGACAACAGCAACACCAUCGUGCAAAGGAGCUGUGACGAGUUCAGGAGGCUCCACAAGACCCUCAAGACCUUCCGGGUGGAGGCAGGCCUACUGCGGAGAUCUGACAGAGUUCUCCCCAAGCUUCCGGAUGUAUCUGCAUUGCUGUUGGCACGUGGGGGUCGCACAGGCCGCAGCCUGGCACACCUGCGGUUGCUGGAGACCUAUUUGCAGAUGCUGCUGAUGGUAGAGCGUGUGUCUAGGGGACCGGCACUCAUCAGCUUUUUAGAGCCGCAGCCUCAGGACCUGGAGCCUUCACUGCCACCUGGCAGCCUGGUGAUCUUGACUGUCUGGGAAGAGCCCCUCCCCUGCCCUGUGGGAAGCCUUGCCAUUGGCAGCAUGGUGACUUUGAGACUGCACUCCCUGAAGCCCUUUAGCACCCAUGACGCAAGGGGCCAACCCUUUCUUGUUCGAGCCCAGGAGGCACUAGAAGUGCUGUUGCAACACCCCUCAGGCUGGUGGCUGGUAGCUAACGAAGACCAGCAGAUAGCAUGGUUUCCUGCUCCCUACUUGGAGGUGGCGGCCCUGGACCAGAGACAAGAUGGGGGACAGCCCCUACAGGGUAGUGGGUCCCAGUUCUUUGUUUCCCGAGCCUAUGACGGCAGCCAAAUCGACGAGCUGUCAGUGCCUGCGGGGGCAAGAGUGCAAGUGCUGGAAAUGUCAGACCGAGGCUGGUGGCUGUGCAGGUUCAGUGGAUGCACAGGUCUUCUCCCCUCUGUGCUAUUGCAGCCAGAUGGGCUAGGCGUGCUCCUGAGCAGACCAGGACUCCACUCCGGGGCAGAGGGUAGGGAAGACAGGGUAGGGGAGGCCCAAUGCUCCCCUCAGUAUCCCCAGGCUGUGACCCUUCCCCCUGCUGUGCCCACCCGCCCCCUGCAGAGUGCCAUUCAGAGGUGCUGCUGCACCAUUACCUAUAAUGCACUGGGGUGGGACCCACGGGGUCAGGGACCUCCUUGA